AACGUUUGUUUUGAAUGAAAGCCUUUGAGCUUCCGAGGUUUUGAUGGUUGAGCCGUUGGACUCCCCGACCGCUUAAGCAUGCUGGAGUCGGCUUGUGCUCCCUUCUUCGAUGACCCUUCAGGAUUCGACGGCCUUCUUUCUCCUCCAGCGGAUCUGAGGUGGCGCGCGCGAGAACUUCCAGAUCUGACGCCCACCGCAGGUCUCUAUUGGGUGGAUAGAAGAGUGUCCCGUAUGGAUCGGUCGAUUGAAGGCCAUGGCAUCUCCGAGGUCGUUCGUGGUUGUUCAAGUGCUAAGUGCACCUCCCUUCAGCCUCUGGAUAUGGGUCUACUCUGAUUUUUUGUUCCAGUUGUUUUUAUUAUUUGUUAUCUUUGUAGAUGUCGUAUGACGGUAUUUGUAAUGAAUCCAUUCCAUUAUC
Messenger RNA from Rubroshorea leprosula, 415 nucleotides. Lineage: Eukaryota; Viridiplantae; Streptophyta; Magnoliopsida; Malvales; Dipterocarpaceae. The record is from the annotation of a GenBank genome assembly.